Symbiodinium sp. CCMP2592 is the source of this 495-nucleotide messenger RNA. NCBI's taxonomy places the organism in Eukaryota, Dinophyceae, Suessiales, Symbiodiniaceae. The record is from the annotation of a GenBank genome assembly.
AUGCUGUCAUGCAAGUCCACUCCUGCUGCAUCACCUGAUCAAGCCUGUGUGGUGCACUUUGCUGUACACUUUGUCACUCUCGACCUCGUCCUCGGUCUCGUUCUCGCCAUGGCCCUCGAAUUCCAUGAUUUCUGCCUCGAUGAAGAGAUCUCAGCAAUCAAGCGGGAGAUAAUCGAGAACGUGUCGAUGGAUGAUGAGAUGAAGGAAAGGGUACGCCAAAACAAAAGGUUCGUCCUCGUCCACGGUAUGAAAAGCGGAUCUGAGAGAGCAGUGAUCGCAAACCAAGCACUGCUUCGCCACAUUGUCGGCCUCGCCUACCGACGCAAAGACUUGAAGACGGUGGCGAACUUUCACCGCGUCCUCUGCCGCGUCCUCAACCGAUGGCAGGCUGGAGAAGGGAGCCAUGGAAUGCUUGGCAUCCCGAAGAAGAACCUCCUGGAGGACGCCCACUUUUUGAAGGGCCUCGUCAACUACCACUUGCGCACCUCAUCUUAA